This is a messenger RNA of Neospora caninum, 867 nucleotides long. RefSeq names its product putative TATA-box binding protein. The record is from RefSeq and is a predicted model, not a curated record. The coding region runs from base 1 to 867 and encodes 288 amino acids. Lineage: Eukaryota; Apicomplexa; Conoidasida; Eucoccidiorida; Sarcocystidae. The transcript is spliced from 3 exons. Gene Ontology annotation, biological process: DNA-templated transcription initiation. Gene Ontology annotation, molecular function: general transcription initiation factor activity; DNA binding.
AUGGCGGCCGCUCAACAGUAUCGAGGGGUUGCACCGUUUGUGCGCGCACCUGCGCCCACGGGGCUGGGCGGGUGGUCGGAAGAGCUCGAUGAAGAGAACGCAGAAUUAAUUGCCGAGGGAGAAGGUCUCGUUGAUGAAGGGGCGUCUGUGCCGCUCGAGCAAGAAGAUGAAGGCGAAGUAGGGGUUCUCUUUGUCCAUAACGUCAUGGCUUUCUGCCAGCUGAACUGCGACAUAGAUCUGGACGUUGCGUGCCGGGCGCUUGGAAACUCCGUGUAUAAUCCUGAGGAAUUUCACAGCGUCCGUGUGGAUGUCCGGUGUCGAACAAACUGCAUUGCUUCCAUCAACAUCUUCAGCAACGGAAAGAUGAUGGGGACCGGAGCAAAUUCCGUGGAAGAGCUCCGGCGAACGAUGAAGAAGAUCGCAAGGAGGCUCCAGCGUCAUCCUCUAACAAAAUACAAAGUGUCGAUGACUCGUUUUCGAGUGUCAAACAUCCUUGGUAGCUACGCCUUUGCUAGCCCAAUUUCUCUGCACUCGCUCGCGGCGCUGAGGGGGCUACACGUGGACUAUGAGCCGGAACGUUUUCCCGGCGCGCGUGUCAAAAUUUCAAUUCCAAAAGCGGUCGACAAAAGCAGUGAUUCCGGGAAAGAGAAGGCGGCGACUGGCAGUGCGUGGGCGGCCCAGACGGGAUCGUCGUCCGCACAGAGUCCACAGGAUGCAAAAGGCAAGGAGGAGAUUGUGACGCUUCAGCUUUUCUCUACGGGGAACGUGACGCUCACUGGCGGGCGUUCUGUAGAAAGUAUGGAGUACGCACUCCAGUGCGUGCUGCCUUUUCUUCAGCAGUGCCAAAUUGUGAACGGGACAAGUUAG